AUGUCUUUCUCUUUCAUUGCAGCAAGUGCCACAGCCCCAACGGUUUUCCCAUUGCCUCCCUGUAGCCAAGACUCCUCUACUGCCUCCCAGGUCUCCAUAGGUUGUCUGGUCUCUGGCUACUUUCCUGAACCAGUCACAGUGCAAUGGAAUUCAGGAGCCAUCUCCAGCGGCAUCCGGACCUUCCCUGCACUAUUGGAUUCAUCCAGGGGCCUCUACACUCUCACCAGCCAGCUCACCAUCCCAACCAGCACCUGGGAAUCGGAGAAGUUCCAAUGCAAUGUCACACAUGCAGCUACCGGCUCUGAAAUCACCAAGGAGAUUGAGCGUGAGUCUGGCUGGGCCAUUGUUAUCUGCUUUCUUUUUGACCCUCAAAUGGACACUCAAUAUGGUGAAAGAAAGGAAAGCGAAAUACUUUGGUGGAGAGAGUUGGGGAAUAGAUGCAAUAUUUUUGGGUGCCGCUAUUGUCUGGUAAGGGACGUGGGUGGCGCUGUGGGUUAAACCACAGAGCCUAGGACUUGCCAAUCAGAAGGUCAGUGGUUCAAAUCCCUGCAAUGGGGUGAGCUCCCGUUGCUCAGUCCCAGCUCCUGCCAACCUAGCAGUUCGAAAGCACCUCAAAGUGCAAGUAGAUAAAUAGGUACCGCUCCAGCGGGAAGGUAAACGGCGUUUCCGUGUGCUGCUCUGGUUCGCUAGAAACGGCUUAGUCAUGCUGGCCACAUGACCUGGAAGCUGUACGCCGGCUCCCUCGGCCAGUAAAGUGAGAUGAGUGCCGCAACCCCAGAGUCGGUCACGACUGGACCUAGUGGUCAGGGGUCCCUUUACCUUUACUUUAUUGUCUGGUACCAAGGCACAUUAAGCAGGCAGCGCAAGAAAUGGUCUCUGCCCAACAUGGCUUACAACUGAAAUGUGGGGGUUGGGGGACAGAGAGAGAAAGCUUGGAAUUGCUCAUUCAGUACCAGACGUGAGGUAAGGAAAAGGCAGGUUCAGUAGUCAGGGACAAGUUGAAGAAACACUCAGAGGCAACUUUUUUGAAUACAUUUCAAGGUUUGGUUGUUGAAUUUACAAUGAUUCGUGGCUAUUUAUUUUUAAAUUUUGUUUAUUGCUGCUUUAUUCUGGGAACAAAGUUACAAAUAUUAGUAGUGUAUACACCGUGUUUGCUGCCGUGGGCAUUCAUGACCCCCACCUUUAAUAUCUUAUAUGAGCUGUCAAGCUGUAGAAGGAGUGAAGUGAAUUAAGAAAUGGGGGUGGGGGUGGAUAUUCCUGAGGCCCAAUAACUUGUAAUGAUGGAAGGAAUGGCUAGGAUUGAUCACCUUGUGCUAUCCUUUGUGCUGAAGCAGGCAAGGCAAAGCAUGAUAGCUACAGGGGUGAGGCAAGCUUUGAACAGGGAUACAAAGUAGGAAAACAGUGCAUUUCUGAGUGAGUGUUCAAAACAUUGGGAUCAUGAUAUCAAAAGGAGGGAAGAAUAGUAAUAGGAGAACCAAAAGAUGUCAGUGGCAGAUGAACCAGUGGCCACUCACCCUCCAGUCUUCUAACUAAGCGGAUUCCUCUGCUUGGGUCUCAGGGCUUACGCUGAGUGGUAGACAAGUAGACAAGUGGCGUCCUAUCAAAUCUGUCCUUCUCUGGAUUUUGCAAAGCAGUUCUCCAGCCAAGUAGUAUGUACAAAAAUGCAUCAACUAGGGGGAAUUGUGCCCCCACACCAAUAUAUGAUAUGAAUAAUGUAAAAAUCCAUCAUAUUGAGAGCACUGCUUAGCAAAAAUGUUUAUGUUAUGCAAAAUUGCAUACAAAGGUUUGUAUGUUAGGAGAAAUUUGGAUUAAAAUGCACAUGAGUAAGACCUUGUUUUUUAAAAUAGUUGCAAACUGAUGUGGAGAACUGGGAGAAUAAGAAACUAAGAGGAAACCGAAACUGACAAUUUCACCCAUCCCUACCUCUCAUAAAUUAUAUCCUUCCAGGCUCUAUUGCACUACCUCCAGUGGCCCCAGAAGUCCGCCUGCUCCAUUCCUCCUGCAAACCCAGAUCCAGUGAUGCCACCAUUGAGCUGAUGUGUGUGAUCUCUAGCUUUUACCCCAAAAUGCUGACAGUGGAAUGGCUGGUGGGUGGGCAAGCUGGGCUCCUAGCUUCAUUCACUGAGCAGCCCAGGAAAGAUGCCCACGGAUACACCUUCAGCACCACAAGCACAGUCAACGUCAGCCAAGAAGACUGGCAGGCUGGGAAUACCUACUACUGCCAGGUGUUCCACGAAGAAACCCAAACCAAAGUGAAAAGCAAAGCGAAGAUAUGUGAAGGUAGGAAAGGUUGACUGAGCUGGCACUUGUGUUUUCCUCUGUUUUGGUGGGCAUGGACUGGAAUGCAAGGGAGAGGAGGACAACUGCUUCCAGAUUAUUGAGAAUCCUCUCAUGUAUGUGAUAAUAAUUUCAAGACAGCCUCCUCCCUAAUUCAUGUCUAUAUAGCUGCUUUCAAUUAAGGCCCAUUGAAAUAAGGCUUUGCCCACUGCCUACCAUGUCCACAUUACCUUACUGAUAGUGUUGCUGUUUUCCAUUUCUACUCUGCCGCAAGAAGUGGCAAGCCCCUAAAACAGCAGAGAAGUGGGGGGUGGUUAGAGAACUAACAUGAAAUUUGCGUCUCCAGAUAAUGCUGAAUGCCCCUCCAGCGGCAUUAAUGUGCACAUCAUACCCCCAACGCCACAAGACCUGUAUGUAAACAAUGACCCCAAGCUCACUUGUGUGGUGGAGAAUCUGGAAAACGCAGAUGGGCUGAAAGUCACCUGGUCACGAGCGGAUUCUGGACCCGUGAGCCCAGAACUACUGGAAGUGAAAGAAGAACGUAAUGGAAGGUUCACUGCUACCAGCUCCCUCCCUGUCACCACGUGGCUGCAGGGUGAGAAAUUCACCUGCAAUGUGGAAUAUCCAGGCUUGACUGCUCCCAUCACUAAGACCAUUGCCAAGACAACAGGUAAGGGGGGGAACAGAGUUGGUCUCCCAUCAUGGGGCUGGUUUCCUUGUGUUCCAGCAGGAAAGAGAAUACUUAAACACACAGCACCACUUGGCUCAUCUGCAAUCUACACUGCAGACACACUUUGCAAUUUCACACAGUCUGGUGGGGGUAUUGUGCAGGUUUGCACAAUCAUUCUACACUUGUCUCUGCUCACAGGUUUUUAUGGUGCUUGAAAACACACAACACCACUUGGCUCAUCUGCAAUUCACACUGGAGACAAACUUUGCAGUGGCAAAGGAGGUCUGGAAAACCAUUCCCCUUUGCUCACAGGUUUUUAUGGUACUUGAAAGACCUGCAAUGCAUUUUUUUUAUUAUUAGAAGGCAACUCUUGGACCAAGGGGAGGGACGGGUGCGUCCCCCACAGGGGUCAGUGACUCUCACAUAACAAUUUUCAUUCCCAUAAGACUAUUGCCAUCUCCACUCUAUUGAUAUUGUUUCCCCAGCAUUGAUUGAACCUAGAUGAAAGAUUGAGCCGGUUCUGUUUAAAGCAGUUCUUCAUGCCCUUUCCCUGAUGGCCCGGUUCACACAUUGUGGAGCUACCUGGGUAUCUGCUGUGCAGAGGUUGCUGCAUGAGCAUUGCAAGAUUUUAAACUAUGCUUGCCUUUCGACCCCCGGCCCUGCAGGAACUUGAGCAUACCAAUAACUUCUCAGUAAAGUCUGGGAUUCUGUGUGCUGCAUGAUAUCCGUAUAUAUAUUGGGAAGCAGGGCUGUUGAAAUCUUAAAUCACUGCUAUCUCAUGUAGUUCAGAUAAUAUAAUUGGCCAGUUAGGGUAAUUAUUGGGAACAUGAUGCUGCUAUGAAGUGUGUGUGGACAGUCUGCAAUGACCCUGUCUGGAGUACCUAUGUUCAAGACAACAAAAUCACAGUCUUUCCCUACAAGACCCUCAUUCUCAACAUUGCAUUCACUAAUUUGGCUUAAUGUUAAUAAUUGUUGCUUCCUCCGUUUCUCUCACACAUUUCGCCCCCUCCUCUCAAAAAGGCACGAGAACCCCUCCCGGAGUGUUCCUCUACCCCCCUCACCACGAGGAAAUCAACGCUCAGCCACCAAUGCUGACCCUCACCUGCCUGGUCACAGGAUUCACCCCAAAAGAAGUUUCUAUCCAGUGGCUGAGGAAUCACAAUGCCAUGCCUGAAGACCAUCAUGUCAACACGCCGGUCAUAAAGGACAACAAGAACGACUCCUACUUUCUAUACAGCCACAUGAAAAUCCCAUUCGCUGACUGGAACAACGGAGUUUCACACACCUGUAUGGUUAUCCACGAAGCCCUCCCCAUGAAGUUCACCCAGAGGACCGUGGAGAAAACCCAGGGUAAAAAAUGAUGACCAUCCCUCCUACGGCAUUGCAACCUCUUCAGCCUCUCCCAGAUUUUCCUCUAGCAUUGUUAGAUAAACCCUGUGUAAAUAAUUUCCAUGCAUGCGUGUUUGGCCUGUGGCUGAAUAAAAAGAGAACCAACUCAGAUAUAUCCCAUGUUGUGGUCAUUUGCAGGGGAAUCAAUGACUGGGGUGGGGUGGGUGUGUUCUGGAAAGCAAGGAGAGAAUGGAUUAAGGGGGUCUUCAUGAUAUUGGAAGCAAAAUGUAUUCGCCAUUAUCAGAGCUAUGCCAUGGGGAGCAGGGAAGUUGCAAAGGUCAGUAUAUGUGUAGUUUUACUGCUCACAACAGGCCCUUGCUAUGUCCCAGAAGUGAGAGUGAUUUGGUCCAAAGACACCCAGUGAGCUUCAUCUAGUUAAGUGGUGAUUUGAAUCUGGGUCACCUUCCACCGGACUCAAGUCCAGCAUCCUGUCAUUUGCUCCACCCUGACUUCCAUCUACACAUGUCCACACACAGGAAUUUGCUCUCCUUUUAACGUUUAAACAACAAAGAGGCUGUUGUAACAUUAAAGAGGAAUAUUUAUGUACCCGUCUCUCCCACAAAGAUUCUGUUACAGAUCCCCCUCAACCCCAUUACCACCACCACCAUCAGUAGCUUUGCCACGGCCUCAACUGCCCCACCAGGUCUCAGCUCCUGAAUGGAAUUGUUGUUCAAACUAUCCAAUCAUGGCAGAGGCUGCAGUGUUCACUGCAGGCGCAGAAACAGUAUUAUAACUCAGUGUUCUGUGUAUUAGAAGCUGAUAUAUAAUAUACAGCAGGAAAAGAGGCUGUAAAGGACAGUAUAAACAAGCAAAGAAGAAGCAGCAACAGAGCAAGGCGAGCAGAAAAUAAAGCAGGCCCAAGAUGCUAACAAGGCUCAAGUAGCUCAUACAGAGGCGACAGAUUUAGAUACAUUGCAGCAUAUGUGGGGAAAACAUGAACCCAUAUAUAUAAAACAAGGGAGUGAAAAUAAAAAGGCUGGGGAAUGGCGGACAUGAUUGUAGAGAAACAAGAGCUAAAUGCAUUUUUAAACAUAUACCAAUAGUAAUGAUAAUGAUAAUUUUAAAUCUGAAACAUUCACCCAAAAUCAAAGCCAAAGCCUCGUCUGCUAAUUUUGCCUUCUUGAUAUGAAAAUAUACAUAUAAUAUGGAGAGACCUGCCCAUAUUAGAAGAUCAGUGGGAAAUUAUUUUGCAAUGCCCUUCUCCGUCUUCCCCAAAUCAGGAAAUAUCUUACAAGAUGUGAGAAGCUGACUUUUAUUGAGCCUCAUCUGCCCUCCUUCUCAGCCUAAUGCAUGUCACUCUGACAAGCUCUUCAAGCUCCCCUUAAAUGUUCUUAUAGAAGCAGUUAAGAGAAGCUGAGACAAAUGCAUAGAUCUCAUUGCAGUUGUUGGCUGUGAUCACUAUUUGAAAUCCUCCUUUUCAGAGGUACUGUGCUUCUGAAUGCCAAUUGCAGAAGACAAACUGACAGUGGAGGGCAAAGGUCGUGUGGCACCAGACCAGCCACUGUUGGACGUGCUUAGACAAGAUCCUUCAUCAAGGUUGCGCCUGUUCACAUGCUCAGAGCAGACCCAUUGGGAUUAAUGAAUAUGACUAACUUAGGGCCAUUAAUUAAAACAGGUCUGCUCUGAGAAGGACUAGUAUUGAGUGCAACUGAUGCAAAGUACACUCUCUACCUCAGAGCUAGAACCUCAGUCCAAUAUGAGGUACAGAGCUUAUCUGGAUGGAGGUGGAAGCACAGGUGUAGGCAAAGCAUCCUGUGGGAAGUUAGCUCAAUGGAGAGCAGCAGCAAAGUACUCAUAGGGCCAGAAAAUAGUCAGCCGUCGUCUGGUGCAACAGACAUGCACACUCACCAUUGAAACAUAUACCCUCCCACCCCCAUCAAUUCACAUUGUCUGGAUUGUUGUGCAUUUCAGUGAGAGAGCAAAGAAUGCACAAUACCUGCAUUGCCUGAAAAACAGUGAAUAAUUUCUGAGGGCCAAGCUAAAAGUGAUACCUUGUUGAGUGGGGCAUUUGGGGGGGGGGGGCUGUGGUGCACAAAAAGAAGUUUCCUCCUUCACAACCCCUUACCAUGGUAUUUAUAGAAGCUUAUGACAAAUUACAGCCACAAGGAAUGAUAAUGUUCAUCAGGACUGCAUAUAAAAUUACCUCCCUUUGCACCAGGAUCCUUAACAAAACUUGGCCCUCAAAGUUGGCUAUCUACUACGUAAAAACAGAAAUAUGUCAAAUUCAAAUAACACAUUUAACCUAACAUUGUGUUUUAUCGAUGUUGUUUUAAAAGCUGCCUUGAGUCCAGGCCUGGGGGAAAGACAUGAUAUAAAUAAAUCACUAUAAUAAUAACAGUAAUAGUGAUAAUAAACUUAGUUUGACUCUAAAUAUGACUGAGAUGGGCGAGCAAACUGAGCCAAGCCUGGAUAGAUGGGUUCAUAGGACAGAUGGAUGAGGAGCCAUGAAAGAUUCACAAAAUAUUCAGGCCACAUGAAUGGAUUAGUCAUACAGUGGUACCUUGGUUGUCGAACGCCUUGGCUCCCAAACAAAUCGGCUCCCGAACGCCGCAAACCCGGAAGUGAGUGUUCCGGUUUGCAAACGUUUUUCAAAAGCCGAACAUCUGACGUGGCUUCCAUGGCUCCCGAUUGACAGCAGAAAGCUCCGACAACCAAGGUACCACUGUACUUUUGUCAGAUGAGGAUAUGAGAGAGAUACGUUAGGGAAGGAGUUUGCAUGGUGUGCAUGGCAGUGCCCAAAGUUGCAGAGUGGGGAUACGUUCUCCAAAGAGGUAGAGAUCCGCUCAUAACUACCCAAUCAAACACAAAAAAUGAUGAGCUGACUCAAAGUUUCACAUUUUGGAUGAUGAUCUUGAAAAUCAAUGACGGAAGAAAAUCAACUGUCCAAGCACACUCGAGCCCAGACAUUCCUGCUUUUGGAAACUACAAGUGCCAAGGUCUCCACUCAACUGCUCCUGCUCUAGUUAUGCUGCAAGACUCCCAUUUUUCUCUCGGCUUGUGUAAGAAUUUCCCUGCUGAUAACACUGGAAGGAUGGAGACGUGAGCAGGCAGGAGUUCAAUAGAAUAGAUGGAAGAAAUCACUGCCACAAGCAAAGGACAGCAAUGAAUGUACAGUGGAAUACUGGUUCUCAAACGGCUUGAUGAACAAAUCAGCUCCCAAACAUCGAAAACCCAGAAGUAAGUGUUCCGGUUUUUGAACAUUCUUCGGAAGCCGAACAUCCAGUGCAGCUGUCAGCUAUUGUUUCUGGGCACCUGCACCAAUCGGAAGCUGCGCCUUGGUUUUCGAACAUUUUGGAAGUCAAAUGGACUUCCGGAACAGAUUACAUUCAAGAACCAAGGUACCACUGUAGAGACAAACACAAGCCCUCAUGCAAAGAAAAAUGCAAAUUUAUAUGCACAUUCAUAUAAAUGGCUAGAGCCAACAUCAGAGCCAACAAAUAUUUGACAUACUGGCACUUCUUGACAGUUUUUGAAGAUGGUGGAUCUAAAAUUGUGGUACUGGCAAGUUAACCCAGUGAACCCAGUAUUAGAUAAAAGUGUUUGCGUCCAGUGAAACAAAGGAAGAGAGUAACAGAAGACAUUACAGAAUGUCCUACCUCUCUCAUCAGAAUUAGAAGAGACCCCAUAUUUAGAAGAGACCCCAUGGGCUGCCAGGGUGUGGCCUCAGCCAUCUACAACUUCCUUCCCACACCUACUCCCUGGUUACUCCUUGCUUCAAUGUUAGCAGGUGGUCUGCUUAGUGCACUCAUUAGCAUUCGGUUUGGGGCUUAGAACUCCAGAUUCAAAUCACUCCUCAGCCAUGAAGCUCACUGUGUGGCCUUUCUAAAUCACUUUGCACAACAAGUUUAUCAGAAACAAGCUGAUAAGAAUUGGAUGAACUGGUCCUUUAGGCAGAGUGCCGGAAAAGGGAGAAGGAGAGCUCUCCCAACAGAGUGAAGUUACUCUGUAGGACUAGGCACAAACAUUACAUGGGGAGAACAGAGAGGGUUCCCAAAGAUCCUACACCAAGCCACUAAUCCAAAAUUUAGAUAAUAUUAAUUGUUAUAGAAGCCAUAGAUGAUCUUGCAGGUGUGAAGUUUGUGUAUAAUGGAUUUUGUUUUUGUUUUAAAAUAUAUUUAUUAAAGUUUAAAGAAAAAGGAGGAAUAAUAGUAAUGGAAGUACGUGGGUGGCACUGUGGGUUAAACCACAGAGCCUAGGACUUGCUGAUCAGAAAGUCGGGGGUUCGAAUCCCCGCGACGGGGUGAGCUCCCGUUGCUCAGUCCCUGCUCCUGCCAACCUAGCAGUUCGAAAGCACAUCAAAGUGCAAGUAGAUAAAUAGGUACCGCUCUAGCGGGAAGGUAAACAGCGUUUCCGUGCGCUGCUCUGGUUCGCAAGAAGCGGCUUAGUCAUGCUGGCCACGUGACCCGGAAGCUGUACGCCGGCUCCCUCGGCUAAUAAAGCGAGAUGAGCGCCGCAACCCCAGAGUCGGCCACGACUGGACCUAAUGGUCAGGGGUCCCUUUACCUUUUAACAGUAGUACAGAACCCAUGAUUCAACAUAAUUCUAUCAUUUAUAUCAUUAAGGGCAGGACAAAUGGUAGCAGAUAGAAUCCACUGGGCAAUGUGAAUUUUUAAAUGGCAACCCAUAGCCUGGCUUUAAGUAAGGAAUUGUCAUAGUGGAAUUGCACCGUGACAGAAUUCCUACCAUGUGGGUUUCCUACAUCCCUACCUGCAUCUGCAAUUACUACAAUGACAGUCAAAUUUAGAAACAGAUGCCUUUGGAUUCUUGCACCAUGGGUUGAUGACAAAGUGUAGAAAUAUGAGUGGUGGGUGAAGGAAAGGCUGAAGUUAUGGGAUAUUUUAUGUUGAACACUGGAAAUGACAUCUCUUUCUUCCCUCACAGAGACGACUGUGUCAGCAGAUGCUGAUUAUAGUGAUGAGAAAAAGGAGGAACUGGAUAACUUGUGGGUGACCAUCUUUGUUUUCUUCCUGCUCUUCAUCCUCAGUGUUUGCUAUAGUGCCACCGUGACACUGUUCAAAGUGAGUAGAGGAGAAGCGAUACUACAUAUCCACACUUGCAUCUUACAUAAACACUGCAGAGAUGGGGGGGGAGAGACAAAAUAAUAAAAAAAAAAAAUAAAAAAAUUAUUUAUACCCCGCCCUCCCUGGCCAGAACCGGGCUCAGGGCGGCUAACACCAAUAAAAUUACAAUAAAAUGUAAUAGGAAAAAAAAGUUAAUUAAAUUACGGGUUAAAAUACAAUUUAAAAUGCAGUCUCAUUUUAGUAGUAGCCCAUAAAUCAAAACCAUAAGGGGAGGGAAACAUAAGGGUCAGACUGAGUCCAAACCAAAGGCCAGGUAUAACAGCUCCGUCUUGUAGGCCCUGCGGAAAGAUGUCAAAUCCCGCAGGGCCCUGGUCUCUUGUGACAGAGCGUUCCACCAAGUCGGGACCAGUACUGAAAAGGCCCUGGCCCUAGUUGAGACCAAUCUAACCACCUUGUGGCUCGGGACCUCCAAAGUGUUGUUAUUUGUGGACCUUAAGGUCCUCCCCGGGGCAUACCAGGAGAGGCGGUCCCGUAGGUACGAGGGUCCUAGGAUAAGGCUGAAAUAUUAGUACGGUUUAUCGUAAAUUAGUGAAUGGUUCUGUGGAGGACUUAGCAUAUACCUUUACACUGUGUCAAACAGUCCAUUAAAAUCAGAAGAAUGGAUGAAGAAAAAGAUUUGACUUGUUGGUUGGCAAUACAAGUUGAGGAAUAGGAGGAUGGGGAAAAGAUGACAAGGAAAGAUUUUAUUAUACAUUGCCAAAAGGACGUACUUCUUCAUAGUUAAACAGUGGAAUUUGCUCCCCCAAGAGGCAAUGUUGGCCAUUCAGCUUGGAAAGCUUUAAAAGAGGGUUAGACAAAUUAAUGGAUAAGGUUAAGACUGACUAAUACCCGCAAAGACAAUGUUUUACUUCCAUUGUUGAAGGCAGCAUGCCUCCUAGAACAACUUGUGAGUAUAGCACCUUCAAGUCCUGCUUUGAGGCUUCCAACAGGGGCAUCUGAUUGGUCACUAAUAAUAAAUAUAAUUUGCAUAUUAUUAUUCUUCCAUGCUCAUGUCUGUUCUACGUCUUUCUUUAUCCCCACCCCCACUCCUUCCCACAGGUAAAAUGGCUCUUCUCUAGGAUGCUGCAGCUGAAGAAGCAGCCACCAGGCCCUGACUAUAAGAAUGUGAUCCAACGAGUGGCCUAG
Podarcis lilfordi (Lilford's wall lizard) is the source of this 10542-nucleotide messenger RNA. The record is from the annotation of a GenBank genome assembly. NCBI's taxonomy places the organism in Eukaryota, Metazoa, Chordata, Lepidosauria, Squamata, Lacertidae.